Molecule: messenger RNA, 1747 nt
Organism: Erythranthe guttata (spotted monkey flower)
Lineage: Eukaryota; Viridiplantae; Streptophyta; Magnoliopsida; Lamiales; Phrymaceae
Source: RefSeq, a predicted model, not a curated record
AACAAACAUAAAAUUCACUGAAAUAAAAUGUUUGAUGAUGCCCUAAAUUUUCACACCACCACCACCACCUCUGAAUUCUUGCACAAUUGUUCUCGAACCAGAAAUCUUAGAGCAGUGCAGCAAUUCUACGCCCAUGUUCUUAGAGCAGGUUUAUUCUUGAUUUCCCCUCGCCUCCAAACCGAACUCGUUUCAACGUACGCAGCAUUUUUCAACAACAACAACAACAGCAGUCUCAAAAUUCUGACCCGUUUCUUCAAAUGCUCCAGCCUCAGAAACCCGUUGCCUUUCAAUUCAAUCAUAUCCCAUUUUUCUCAACGUGGGUCGGGUUGUUUCGCGCUCCACACCUUUUCUUUCAUGCAUUACAACGGUGUUUACGUUGAUUCUUACGCUCUGUGCAGCUCUCUGAAAUCAGCUUCUUGUUUGAAAAACGGCGGAAUGAUGCAUGCGUAUGUGGUGAAAUCUGGCUGGCUGGCCAGUGUUUUUGUGGGCAGUGCUUUGCUGGAUUUCUACGCGAAAUUGUCGUUGAUGGAAGAUGCAGCUAUGGUGUUCGAUGAAAUUCCUAACAGAAACACCGUGUGCGUGAAUGCACUUAUCUCUGGCUAUGCCGAAGCUAAACUAUGGGGGGAAGCUAUUGGGAUAGUUUGGAGAAUGCCGAUGCUGAAUUUGGGAGUCGACAAUUUCACGCUGGCUUCUGCUUUACGUGCAAGUAGUGGCCUAUGUAAUCUUGAAUUGGGCAAGCAGAUCCAUGCUCGUAUUGUAUGCGGCAUUGGUAAUGUUGGAGCUGAUGUGUUUCUGCAGAGUUUAUUGAUUGAAAUGUACGGCAAGUGUGGACUAGUGGAUUGUGCCGAAAAAGUUUUUCAUAUGGUGGGAUACCGAGUUAAGGAGAGACGAAGGGAUGUUGUUUUGUGGACUUCUAUGUUAGGAGUGUAUGGAAGAACCGGAAACUAUACUAAAGUGAUUAGGUUAUUUAAAGAUAUGGUAAUAACGGAAGGAAUAAAACCCGAUGGAGUUGCGUUUUUAACGGUUAUCUCAGCUUGUGGUCAUUCGGGUCAAGUGGAUCUUGGAAUGGAGUAUUUUGAGUCGAUGGGUCGAGACUAUGAAUUAGUUGCUACCCAAGAGCAUUAUAGUUGUGUAGUUGACUUGCUUUCACGGGCAGGAGAGUUGGAACGGGCUUGCAAAUUGGUUGGUGAAAUGCCGUUUAUCGGGAAUGAGCGGUGCGCUAUUUCCAUGUGGGGUGCAUUGCUUAACGCGUGCAACGAGUGUGGAAACGUCAAUUUGGGGAAGAUUGCUGCUCGGAAAGCUCUCGAGUUGGAUCCGAAUAAUGUUGGGAUUUACGUUCUACUGUCGAAUAUGUAUGCGAAGAAUAGUAUGUGGGAUGAGAUUGAGCAAUUGAGGGAGUUAAUGAAAAGAAAAGGAUUGACGAAGGAAAUCGGAUGGAGUUCGAUUCGAGGGGAGUUCUCUAACGGAUAGAAACAUAUAUCUCGUUAUCAUAUAUUUUAUGUUCUAUACUAUCUGAUUUGUAUUUGAGGAAUUACGUAUAAGAUUAUUUAUCUUGAGGUACUAAGAUAGAAUGAUACGAGCCCGUAUUCUUGGAAUAAGCUUUUGAGUUGUUCGAUUAAUUUACUCUAGAUAAGAAAAUUUGAUGUCCGUAAUUCUUGAUUCGUAGUGCUUGAACGGUGUCGUUCUUGAUUAUACACACGUAGUAAGAAUAGCAGCAUUAACAAUUUUAUUGGAGGUUUUCCGUUUU